Messenger RNA from Ilex paraguariensis (yerba mate), 1099 nucleotides. Lineage: Eukaryota; Viridiplantae; Streptophyta; Magnoliopsida; Aquifoliales; Aquifoliaceae. The record is from the annotation of a GenBank genome assembly.
GGAAAAGUCUUGUUGCCGACUGUAUAGCUGUCUGUGUUUGUGUCCGACGAGGGAGAGAGAAUAAGAAUUUAAAGCUAAUUCUCUAUCAACACAGCAAAACCCUAGUAGAUCUUAUCUUCCUCGUUGUCCUCUCCUGUUUCACUUACUAUCUCUGAAAUUUUCUCCAUAGACAAGGUCGUCUUCGACUCACUACCACUAUGCCUUCCCGAAGAAGAACGCUUUUGAAGGUCAUAAUCCUCGGAGACAGCGGGGUGGGAAAGACUUCAUUGAUGAAUCAAUAUGUAAACAAGAAGUUCAGCAACCAAUACAAGGCGACUAUAGGGGCUGAUUUCUUGUCGAAGGAAAUGCAGUUUGAAGAUAGGCUCUUCACCCUACAGAUCUGGGAUACAGCUGGCCAGGAAAGAUUUCAGAGCCUUGGUGUAGCUUUCUACCGUGGUGCUGAUUGCUGUGUCUUUGUUUAUGAUGUCAACGUGAUGAAGUCCUUUGACGAUCUAGACAACUGGAGGGAAGAGUUCCUCAUUCAGGCAAGCCCAUCGGAUCCAGAAAAUUUCCCAUUUGUUGUUCUAGGAAACAAGGUUGAUGUGGAUGGUGGAAAUAGUAGAGUGGUGUCUGAGAAAAAGGCUCGGGCUUGGUGUGCAUUGAAAGGAAAUAUUCCAUACUUCGAGACCUCUGCCAAGGAGGGUACCAAUGUUGAAGAUGCUUUCCAAUGCAUAGCAAAGAAUGCCCUGAAGAGUGGCGAAGAGGAAGAAAUAUACUUGCUGGACACCAUUGAUGUUGCAAACAACAGUCGGCAGGGGUCCACCAGCUGCGAGUGCUAACCCGAGUUUCUGAUUUCAGAGUUAUGACAGAAAUUGCUGUAAUCACUAGAAAAGAUUUGAAUGUCAUUAGUUUCUUUUACUUGUACAUUAGCCUUUGCAUGAGGAGCAGAUUGGUCUCAAAUUUCUAGUUGAACUUGGUUGUAUGAUGCCUUCUGUUAUAAGUAGUCUUGUUGAUGAAUAUACCACUGAUAUCAUAAACUACUCCGUGAGGCAAAAAUGCUUCGAUAUCAUGGAGAAAAAGCAGUUGCCAAUGUGCAUCUAGAGCCGAUAAUCAAGUUGAG